AUGGAGACCCCACUUGCUCCCAUAUCGCCAUCAAUCCCCAAUUCUACUUCCGCCCCCGCCGUCUCUUCAGCAAUUCCGGCGAUCCUAUCUCAACCGGUCGAUGGAUCCCCACGCGCCAUGCCUAAUGAUACCGGAGGGAAUGGUGAGCCACUGCCGCCAGUCCCCGGCGCUAAGCUUCGCCUCAUGUGCAGCUUUGGCGGCCACAUCAUGCCUCGUCCACACGACAAGGCGCUGACGUACUCCGGCGGCGAGACGCGCCUGGUGGUUGUUGAUCGACGCGCGUCACUGGCCUCUCUCCGAUCUCGCCUCUCCAGUAUGCUCCUCAACGGCCGGUCCUUCACACUCAAGUACCAGCUCCCUAGCGAAGAUCUCGAUUCCCUCGUCACCAUCACUACCGACGAAGAUCUGGAGAACAUGAUUGAGGAGUACGAUCGGGCGACGUCGUCAGCGACGGCGACUGCGACACAGCGGCUACGAUUGUUCCUUUUCGCAAAUAAACUCGAGACAGCCGCUACCAUGGGAUCUCUGCUCGAAGGCGCGAAAUCGGAUACAUGGUUCGUCGAUGCUCUGAAUCAGUCAGGUUUUCUUCCUCGUGGUUUGUCGGAUUCCGCCGCCGUGAGCAAUACCUUGGUGAAUCUCGACGAGGCUUGCGGCGGAGAGGCCGAGAUUCAAAACGCGGAAACCAAUGUUGGUGGCGAGAACAACAAGCGGGGGGAUUCGGUCGCUAACGGUGUGAUUUCGCAUCAGGAGAUGCAUAUGAGUUCAAUGCCUGAUUCGCCAAUGAUGGAUUCAUCGAUAGGAUCUUCCUCUUCUUCUCCUUCCACUGCCAAUUUGCCACAGAUCCGCGUUAGAGUCAGCGAAGAACAAAGGAUCGAGGAUCAGUUUGCUCAGAUGAGCUACACCAACGUAAACACUCAGAGGCAUUUUGAAGAUGGCACUGGCUUAAUGACAAAUCGGCCAGCGAUGAUUCCGUCUGGUAUGAUGACGGAACCUAUUGAUGGUGCUGCUACCGUUGCCUUAAGCAACGGCCAAGUUUCACCGGACGAUGAUCGAUACGAUUCAGGUGUAUCAACUGGCUACAGGAAGCCACCUCUACCGAUGCAGCCAGUGGCGAUCCCACCAAGAGGUGCCGGUGGGUAUGGUUUGACAUCUCCUGAUUCCGUUGCAAGUGAUACUAGCAUUUCUUCGGCUACUUCAUUUUCAAAGCCGGUGUACUACCAAGAGCAAGCUUCAGCUCUGCCAAGAACCCCAGUGACCCAGCCUGAAACCAACUCAGUCCAAACCUCACACGUCGUACCUCAGCCUGAAACCACUUCAGCUCAAACCACACCCCACGUCCUCCCUCCUCCAGGUACAUUCACAACAAUGGAUCACCAACAACACCAACCCCCGGUUCAACAACAACCUUUCAUACACCAAGGCGUUCAGUACGUCCCUCACCCAUCACAAUACAUCCCGGUUUACUCUCAUCAGCAGCAAAACUACCCGGUUUACAUGAUGCCCAUGCCCGUCCCGCAGUCUCAGCAAUACGUCCCAGCAGGCACUCCCCCUCUCUACCCGAACUCAAAACCCGCCGCAAACCCAAACCCAAACCCGAGACCUGAAGCCGCUCAGAACGUUUACCGCGCACAAAACCCUCAGGUUCUUCAGCAACAGCCUCAGCAUCAAUACAUAAGCUACGCUGGAGUUGCUCAACACGCCGCAAACGCAAACCCCAACUACAAUGGGCCCUACGAGUACACAAACCCGCCAAACGAGACGGUGUAUUACCACACGCAACGUCCUCCUGCCAACACUGCUAUUCCUUUAGCCUCUCCGUACCAAAGCAUGACACCAGCGGCAGCUGCAGCCGCUCUAGCCGAUAUGUCCAAGCAGAUGGCUCUCGAAAGUGGUAGCAAACAACAACAAAAUACGGCUGCGUCUCAACCGCUUUAA
Microthlaspi erraticum is the source of this 1935-nucleotide messenger RNA. The record is from the annotation of a GenBank genome assembly. Lineage: Eukaryota; Viridiplantae; Streptophyta; Magnoliopsida; Brassicales; Brassicaceae.